Mucor velutinosus is the source of this 1293-nucleotide messenger RNA. RefSeq names its product coatomer subunit gamma. The record is from RefSeq and is a predicted model, not a curated record. The coding region runs from base 1 to 1293 and encodes 430 amino acids. Gene Ontology annotation, biological process: carbohydrate metabolic process. NCBI's taxonomy places the organism in Eukaryota, Fungi, Mucoromycota, Mucoromycetes, Mucorales, Mucoraceae. Gene Ontology annotation, molecular function: chitin deacetylase activity. The transcript is spliced from 5 exons. Gene Ontology annotation, cellular component: membrane.
AUGAAGCUCUCUUUCAUCGGUGCUGCCUUGAUUGCAGGCCAAUUCGUAUAUGCUGCUCCCGCAUCCUCGUCCUCCACCAAAACUACAAAUGCUGCUACCAAGACUGCAUCCUACAUCCCUCAACACUCUCCCAGCUUCCCUGGUAACAUGCCUGCUGCUACGGGUGUUGUCACUGCCUAUAACUAUGGCCCUUACAAUCUCUCUACUACUUUGCCCACCAACACUUUGAGCGGCUACCCUGAUCCCUGGAGCUCACCCAGUACCACAUCAAGCGAGGUCAAGGCUGCUAUUAAGGCUAUCGACUGGUCUCUCGUUCCUGACAUUAAGCCUAGAAAACAAGACUCUGAUGGCAAUUGGCUCAAGGAUAGCGAUGGAGAUUCUGAUCCCUACUGUUGGUGGUCCUCAACUAAUUGUGUCAAGCCCAAGAUUAACAUCCCUGAAGAUUACUAUACUUGUGGUCGCCAAGGCGAUUGGGGUUUAUCUUACGAUGACGGACCUUUCAAUCUCUAUACAGAUGAGAACGCUGCUACAGAAAAUCCGUACGCAGAACCAGCCUUGUACAAUUUCUUGGCCGAGCACAACAACCAAAAGGCUACUCUCUUUUAUAUUGGUUCCAAUGUUGCAACUUACCCUGAAGCUGCCAAAAGAGCCUUCAAUGACGGCCAUGAAAUCUGUGUUCAUACUUGGUCUCAUCCUGCCAUGACAACGCAAACAAACUACCAAACUGUUGCUGAGCUCUAUUGGACAUUGAAGGCCAUCAAGCAAGUUACUGGUGUCACACCUCGCUGCUGGAGACCUCCUCAAGGCGAUGUCGAUGAUCGUAUUCGCGCCAUCGCUUGGCAAAUGGGUCUUCGCACUGUCAUCUGGGAUGAAGACAGCAACGAUUGGGACAUGCCAGCUCCCGGUGGAGGUUCAUUACCGCCUUCCACUGUGGACUCGUACUUUGUCCAAUGGUUGGCUGAUCAACAAGCUCACAACCAAACAACUGGCCACAUGGUGCUUGAACAUGAGUUGAAUCACGCUACUGUCAACAUGACAAUGAAAUGGUUGCCUACUCUUCAAAAGAACUUCAAUGUCAUUCCUGCUUUGGCUUGUAACAACGUUUCCAAUCCCUACUGGGAAGAGCAAUUCGUGUACCCACUGUCUAACUUUCCUGCUGCUGCCACAUCUGGAGUGAUUCCUACUGCUGCUGCCACGGCCACUGCUGCUGCCAGUGAUGUCGCAAAUGCCACUGCUACUAGCAGCACCUUUGACGAUUCAACUCUUACUGCUGACAUUGUGUUAACUGCCUAA